AUGCGAGUGGUUGUUUUUGGUUCCAUCCACGUUGUUUUGGUGUCAUAUCUCGGACCCCUCUUAACACGUCUGUCUCUUAAGGAGCGUACAGAUCUUCCUCACCUUAUUGCCGACCUCAAGGUUGGCACUUACGACUCCUUGGGGGACUGCUCGUUUGCCGGUAAUCAGUUCUUCUUCAGUGCCCACCUCCUGCAGCCCAAAGAUACCAACGAGUUCUACUGCACGGAAGUGCUAGACGCCUUCUUUCUGCAUCGAAUGAAGAAAAUUCGUGGCCUCGACUGGUCGUGGCCACACAGAGAGGAAGCCGAGAUGCAGGCCAGGUCUGUCCUCGAGAAUUCAGUUGGUCCAUUACUGCUGGCCUCUUUUAACGCCAAUGCCUAUGUCUGGAAGCAGUUGGAUAAGGAGCGUGGCACGGAUAUUUCGUCGUCUCCUCUGCUGCGUUUCUGGCAUCCGAGUGUGUCUUUGAUAAACUUCGAUUAG
Messenger RNA from Dibothriocephalus latus, 480 nucleotides. The record is from the annotation of a GenBank genome assembly. NCBI's taxonomy places the organism in Eukaryota, Metazoa, Platyhelminthes, Cestoda, Diphyllobothriidea, Diphyllobothriidae.